Vigna unguiculata (cowpea) is the source of this 2235-nucleotide messenger RNA. RefSeq names its product S-adenosyl-L-methionine-dependent methyltransferases superfamily protein. The record is from RefSeq and is a predicted model, not a curated record. Lineage: Eukaryota; Viridiplantae; Streptophyta; Magnoliopsida; Fabales; Fabaceae.
AGUUACUGCUUUCAAAUAACGUUCAUCCGAGUGUGCCCUAAACAGCGGAACGGAGAAAGGGUGACAGUGACACAGUGUCACACAAGCUGGGUCCGAUGGGUGAGUGCAGGUAUUCAUGCAAGAGCGCUGUCGAGACCCUGGCAUGGAUCAACGACAUUAUCCACUUCCUUGCGCCUUAUUCUUCCUUAAUCGAUGCUCAUGUUGUCAAUUUCUUCAAGGAUAGGCUAUGGGAGAAUGUUGACGCCGAAUGGAUCGAGUGCCUGCGCCGUGAACCUGUUCAAAAUCUUCUGCUCAUACCUUCUGGUGCAGUUCAGUAUGAAUGGCCAACUUCUCUGAAGGAGUUCAUCCUUAAAUUAAGGUCUAUGGUAUUUUGUCAAGAUCAAGCAGAUAUGAACAUGGCAUUACCUGGUCUGCAGAUGACUUCACUUAACAGUGUUCUUGCCCAGGGCAUGAAUGUAAAGAAAAAACAUGAAGUAGAAAUUCUUUCAGCUGUUAUAAGUACAGUUGCAAAAGGUGUGAGAGCUGAUGCCGUUGCUGAUGUUGGUGCUGGUCAGGGUUAUCUUGCACAAGUACUUGCCUUUCAAUAUCAACAUCCUGUCAUUGCAAUUGAUGCAUGUUCUCAUCAUGGGAGGGUUACUGAUGCACGGGCAGCACGGAUUAAAAAAUACUAUACAUCACAGAUGAUAAAAUCUGGAUCAGGCUUUCGGAGUUUAAAUGUGCCAAAGACAAUCACAUGUAAUGUUUUGUCCAUCGACUCGUUAAAAACCUUGGUUGAAAUAUCUUUGACUGGAGAUGAUGUUGAGCAAUCCAGGAUAAAGGCAGAAAAUCAAGAAGAUCUAGGGAAACUAAAUUGGCAUAGCAAUGCAAACAAAAAGUCUUCAAUUGUUCUUGCUGGCCUUCAUGCCUGCGGUGACCUUUCAGUGACUAUGCUAAAGACUUUCUUAGAGUGUAAAGAUGUUAAAGCUGUUGUUAGUCUCGGUUGCUGUUACAAUUUAUUAUCUGAAGAAAGGAUUGAGGAUGGUGAAUCUCAGUGUGGAUUUCCAAUGAGUCAUGCUGCAAGAUCCACUAGCUUAUCACUUGGAAAAAGUGCACGUGAUCUGGCUUGCCAGAGUGCAGAGAGGUGGAGGAGCUUGGACAUGCAUGCUGGCAUUCACAACUUCGAGUUGCAUGCUUUUCGGGCUGCUUUUCAAAUGGUUCUUUCUAAAUAUUAUCCGGAAAUUGUGAUGAGUACUCCUUCAAUUGGGCGUAAAGGGAAGGCUCUUCGUCGGCGACAUCAGAGGAGAUCUGCAGAAUCCCAGCUGCAUCUUAAAGGAAGUACUUCCCACACGAGACAAAAGUUCCCUUCCGAAGCUCCUUUUGUAUCAAAGACUGACUGGACUUUGGGUUCGAUAUCAGAGAUACAGAACUUACCUAGUGAAAUUCCUUGUAGUGAAGGGGCUGGAGGUGAAGGGAUUAAAUCUGAUGACAAAUUUUUACAUUUUGAGAAUUUCUGUCAGUCUGGAUUGUCUCAUCUUGGAAUUAAACAUUCACAUGAUAUAAACCUUGAAGGCAUAUGGAAGGAAGCAGAACCAUUUGCUGACCUUGUAGGACCUUAUUGGUCUCUGAGAGCCGCUUUAGGACCUCUUUUGGAAACUCUUAUUCUACUUGAUAGAUUAUUGUUUCUUCAAGAGCAAGGCAGUACUUUAGAAGCCUGCUUGUUGCCUAUAUUUGAUCCAAACAUAUCGCCAAGAAAUGUGGCCGUAAUUGCAAAAAAGAUUGACAAAGAUUUAAGAUCUUCCUGAUGCUGAAAGGAAACAUCCCAGUGUAAGCAGGAAUGACUCAAUAUGGCUUGGUUGGUUGAUUUUGCCACAUGUUGAUAUUAUUAAAUCUGUUGAACCAUGUAAAGUACCGAUAUGGCUUCUCCCAACUCCAAUUCUAGACUUGUUCGAUUCAGAUGAAGAAACUCAAAAUUCACAUGAGAGAAGGCAAUGAUGCUGCAAUCAUUCCAUGCCGGACAUUCUUGAGCUUUUUGUUGAUUCUGAAUAUCCUCUCAGGUUAAGGUCAAGGUCAUUUGGGACAGCAUGGUUGUUAUUGUGUGUCUAACAUCUUGAGAAGUUACUUGAUUGUCAUUAAUCAUAGCUACUGGUCUGAGUAGCUAUCUGGGUAAUUCAUUUAAAUGAUGUAAGCUUGGAGAAAUUUUAAGCCCUUUUUAUUUGUAUUAAUUAUUAAGAUUUCAAAAUAUUUUUGCUUUCGUUC